Puccinia triticina is the source of this 669-nucleotide messenger RNA. RefSeq lists its product as uncharacterized. The record is from RefSeq and is a predicted model, not a curated record. The transcript has 3 exons. The coding region runs from base 1 to 669 and encodes 222 amino acids. Gene Ontology annotation, molecular function: metal ion binding. NCBI's taxonomy places the organism in Eukaryota, Fungi, Basidiomycota, Pucciniomycetes, Pucciniales, Pucciniaceae.
AUGGCCAGCCCCUACCGCCCAUACACCCCCACCAAACGAACCAACACCAACAACACGCCCUUCCGCUCGGGAUUCCAGCCGAAGGGCGUCUACCGCGACCGCACAGACCAGCUCGUCGCCGCACGGAGAACCCGCCAGGAGGCGAAGAGACUCGAGGAGAAACUGCUGGCCAUCAGCUCCGACCUGCUGGCGGCCCGGCCAGGCUCGCUCCGCGCCCACGAGCAGGCCAUCGUCCGGUGGCAGGACGACACCUCGGCGGGCGACUGCACGCUCUGCCACACGCCCUUCGGCCUCCGGAUCCGCAAGCACCACUGCAGACUCUGUGGCCAGCUGGUCUGCUUCAAGCCCCACUCCGCCGGCCCCCGCAGAUGCUCCUCGUUGAUCCGCGUCGACUGGGACCCGCUCCUGCACCGCAACACUCUCCGCACCCCCUCCCUUUCGCACUCCAUCCCAGUCAUCCAGCUUGUCCGACACUCCCCCGACCCAAAGUGGGUGUCUGCAAGGGAGGGAAACUUGUCUGAAGAGAUGCUCGGAUUCCCAGACCUUUCUGCAUCAAUGGCUGGCCACCGGAGUGCGCUGAGUGCGCUCCGCAUUGAGGCCCCAGGCCAUCUCCCAACGCCUUCGCAGCGGGCGGCACCCCACUCCUCCGGUUUGGUAUCCAUGGAAUAG